Messenger RNA from Spinacia oleracea (spinach), 644 nucleotides. RefSeq lists its product as uncharacterized. Lineage: Eukaryota; Viridiplantae; Streptophyta; Magnoliopsida; Caryophyllales; Amaranthaceae. The coding region runs from base 21 to 644 and encodes 207 amino acids. The record is from RefSeq and is a predicted model, not a curated record. The transcript is spliced from 2 exons.
AUUCACCUUGUUAUUUCAGGAUGGUAUUCAAAAAGGGCCACACCGGAUCAAAUAAGCAAUGGGUACCCGGCACUAGUAACCGUAAGAAGUAUAUGGAACCGGAAAUUGAUGAAGAUGAUGAAGAGUACGAGGAAGAUCUCGUUGGAUCAGGGGAUGAUAGUGAAGAUACACCAUAUGAAGAGGAGGGUGAGGAAUUAGAGGACGAAGAAGAAGACGACGAUGAGUAUGUAGAUGAGGAUGAUGAGGGGGAAAAUGAUGUUGGUGUAAAGUCUAAGUUGAAAAAUCAGGGCAGGAAAACGGGUAAUGCUAAAGGAAGGCGUCCUGUUGUUGUAGAGGAGGAUGAUGAGUUUUAUGAUGAGCUUGAAGUUGAUGCUGGUGCUAAGUCGAAGAUGAAAGAGCGCAGUAGGAAGUAUGCUAAGAGCAGGCGUUUAGUUGAUGUAGAGGAUGAAGAAAACGAUGAUGAAGAGGAUGACGAGGAAGAUGGAGAAGCUGAUGUCCGUAGAGUGGGGAAGAAGCAUCCGAAGCAUGUAGGCCAUAAUGUUAGGCGGGGUUAUCCAGAAGAUGAACAACAUGGGUUGAGGAAGAAACAUUUGAAGGUGAUUAGGAAGAGGCGUCAGGGGGAUACUGAUGACGAGGAAGAAUAG